Zootoca vivipara (common lizard) is the source of this 3936-nucleotide messenger RNA. RefSeq lists its product as uncharacterized. Lineage: Eukaryota; Metazoa; Chordata; Lepidosauria; Squamata; Lacertidae. Gene Ontology annotation, biological process: regulation of transcription by RNA polymerase II. The record is from RefSeq and is a predicted model, not a curated record. Gene Ontology annotation, molecular function: RNA polymerase II cis-regulatory region sequence-specific DNA binding; DNA-binding transcription factor activity, RNA polymerase II-specific.
AUGGAGUGUGGAAAGAGCUUCACACGGAAGACAACCCUUACUUUACAUCAGAGAACUCACACAGGGGAGAAACCUUUUAAAUGUGGAAUGAGCUACACUAAAAGUCAGUCACUUACAAGACACCACCGAACUCACACAGAGGAGAAACCAUGUAGAUGUAUGGAGUGUGGGAAAGGUUUCAGUGAAGGGGAGAAACCCUUUAAAUGCACAGAGUGUGGAAAGUUCUUCAGUGAGAGGGGAAGUCUUAAUAUUCAUCUACGGUCCCACACAGGGGAGAAACCAUUUAAAUGUAUGGAGUCGUGGGAGCCUAGCAGAGCGUUGCCCAGUCCUGUCCUGAAUCGAUCCCUCCCGGUGCCUCGCGCAGUUUCCCCCUGGGCAGGAAUCCCCGAGCGGCAAGGCCACGUAAGGGUUAAGGGGAGCGAGAGAGCCCGCGUGCCUAGAGCGGCCUGGGAAAGGCCCCUCUUCCGGUCCCGCCACCUCGUGUGGUCUCUUUCAGCUCGUCUUGGGAGGCCUCUGGGGCGGAACCUGCAGCUUCUGAGCUCCUCAGGAAGGACCAAAAAAGCUGAACCUACAAACCCAGAAAGGAUGGAAGGAGGAAGAUGGAAAACAAAGUUUACUUCUCACAAGCAAACUCACACAGGGGAGAAGCCAUUUCAAUGUAUGGAGUGUGGAAAGUGUUUCAUGUGGAAGCAUUACCUUACUAGGCACCAGCGAACUCACACAGGGGAAAAACCAUUUCAGUGUAUGGAGUGUGGGAAGACUUCCGCUGACAGUGGAAGCCAUGCAAAACAUUUACGAAUUCACACAGGGGAGAAACCAUUUAAAUGUAUGGAGUGCGGAAAGAGCUUCCGUGAAAGUGGAAACCUUAAAAAACAUCUACUAAUUCAUACAGGAGAGAAGCCAUUCAAAUGUAUGGAGUGCGGAAAGUGUUUCAGGAGGAAUAAGCACCUUACUAGACACCAGCAAACUCACACAGGGGAGAAGCCAUUUAAAUGUAUGGUGUGUGGGAAGACUUCCGCUGACCGUGGAACCCAUGCAACACAUUUACGAAUUCACACAGGGGAGAAACCAUUUAAAUGUAUGGAGUGUGGAAAGAGCUUCACAGGGAAGAAAAGCCUUACUUUACACCAGCGAAUUCACACAGGGGAGAAACCAUAUGAAUGUAUGGAGUGUGGAAAGAGCUUCACAGAGAAGAAAAGCCUUACUUUCCAUCAGAGAACUCACACAGGGGAGAAACCAUUUAAAUGUAUGGAGUGUGGAAAGAGCUACACUAAAAGUCAGUCACUUACAAGACAUCACCGAAUUCACACAGAGGAGAAACCAUAUAGAUGUAUGGAGUGUGGGAAAGGUUUCAGUGAAGGUAGAAAUCUUACAAGACAUCACCAGACUCACACAGGGGAGAAACCAUUUAAAUGUAUGGAGUGUGGGAAGACGUCCGCUGACAGUGGAACCCAUGCAAAACAUCUACAAAUUCACACAGGGGAGAAACCCUUUAAAUGCACAGUGUGUGGAAAGUGCUUCAGUCAGAGGGGAAGUCUUAAUAUUCAUUUACGGUCUCACACAGGGGAGAAACCAUUUGAAUGUAUUGAGUGUGGGAAGAGCUUCAGUCGAAGAGGAACACUUAGAAAACAUCAACAAACUCACACAGGAUAAAAAAGCAUUUAAAUGUGUGCAGUGCGAAAAGUGGUUCAGCUAGUAAUCACACCUUCACAUCAACAAAUUCACACCAGGAAGAAACCAUUUAAAUGCAUAGAGUGUGGAUAGAGCUUCGGUGAAAGUGGAAUGCUCAUAUUCAUCAGAGGAUUCAUAUAGGAGAAACAUUUUAAAUAUAUGGAGUGUGGAACAAUUUUCACUCACAUUUCACAAUUAUUACAUAAAAUACAGAGCCAUAAAAUUGUAGCAUGGGAAUGGACCCAAGGGACAACUAGUCCAACCUCCUGCAAUGCUAAAAUCUCAAUGGAAGAAUCCAUGACAGAUGGCCUUUGGAGAAUUUUAAGCAAAGGAGUUUGUUCCCCUGUUGAAAAGCUCUUACUGUCAGAAAGUUCUUCCUGAUGUUUAGUUAGAAUCCACACUUCAAUCAAUUUGCUAACCCCCAUCCUCUUAAAAUGAGAGCUAAUCUGAUCAUGCGUAGUUUUUGCAUUUUGAAGUUUAAUAAGCUUCACGAUCAAUAAUACUGACUGAUGUACGGUGUUAAAUAUGUAUAGGAUGUGGUGUUUGAAUGAAUUGUAUUUGAAAUGAUAUAAAGAGAAGUUACAGGUAGGUAACCAUGUUGGUCUGACGCAGUCAAAAUAAAAAUAAAAAAUCCUUCCAGUAGCACCUUAGAGACCAACCAAGUUUGUCAUAGGUAUGAGCUUUUGUGUGCAUGCAGACUUCUUCAGAUACACUGAAACAGAAGUGUGCACGCACACGAAAGCUCAUACCUAUGACAAACUUGGUUGGUCUCUAAGGCAGCGUUUCUCAACCACUGUUCCGUGGCACACUAGUGUGCCGCGAGACGCUGGCUGGUGUGCCACGACAUGCCGCGACAGAAGGGCGAUUUGCAUUGUCACGUGUUUGGCGGCCGCCAAUAAUCAACACUGACCCACCGGAAAGCAAUAUUUCUCCUCCUCUUUCCCAAAGCUCAGUGCAAACGAGCCUGGCGGCCGCCAAUAUACAACAAUGACCCGCCGUAAAGCAAUAUUGGGCAAGUGUUUCUUACAGUCAUAAUUAUAAUAUAGGGCGGCACAGAAUUAAAUUUUUUAACUUUUUAAAUGGUGGUGUGCCUCGUGAUUUUUUUCACGGAACAAGUGUGCCGUGGCCCAAAAAAGGUUGAGAAACACUGCUCUAAGGUGCUACUAGAAGGAUUUUUUAUUUUUAUUUUGAUAUAAAGAGAAGUUUGCAUUAGACAGGAGAGGUUUGUCUGCAACAAAUUGUGGGAUGUUUCUGUUUUGAGGGUUUUGGCUAAAUCAGGGUUUCCCAGACUUGGGUCUCCAGCUGUUUUUGGACUAGAGUUCCCAUCAUUCCUGACCACUGGUCCUGCUAGCUAGGGAUGAUGGGAAUUGUAGUCAAUAAACAGCUGGAGAACCAAGUUUGGAAAACCCUGGGCUUAAUGGUGACUCAUUGCCUGAAACCCGAGUGGUCUCUUUUGGCAGAAAAUGGAAGCCGAGAACUCAAUGGAGCAAUGUAUUAGUUUGUAUGUUUGUAAGCUUUAUUUUCAGGUCUGUUAAGACUAUUCUGCAGUAAAGCUUUGAAACACAUCCUUUGUAGUGCAGACUAAUUGUUUUCUACUCUACACACGGUCUGUAUCAGGGAUACCUCUCUUAGAGCAACUGUCACCAUUUCUCAGCCCAACCCACCUCACGGGGUUGUUGCGGCUAUAAAAUGUAGAGGGGGAGAGAAGUGUCAAUCUUUCACAAGAGCAUUUGAUGACAAUCUGUCAACAUAACCAGAUCUGGUGCUUCUGUGGGGGAUCGGGAUCCUCCCCACACCUUAUCUGGUUUUUUAUUGGCAGGAAUUCCAAUUGGGAUUCAGACCUCAUCAUGGGACAGAAACUGCCUUGGUUGUGCUGGUCAACCACAUAACACUGGUCUCCAUAGCUGCCAAGUCUCCCGUUUUCCCCGGGAAACCCCCGUUUUUAAAGCCAUUUCCCGCUGUCAUCCCGUAUGGAGAAAUAUCCCGUAAUUAUCCCGUAAUUUUUUUUUUUUUUUGCAAACCGAGCCAGGAAGUGUGCGUGCGAGUAUCACUCUUUACUUUUUCCUAUCUCUAUGGACACCCAAAGUUGCAAACAGAGCCAGGAAGUGCGCGUGCAAGUAUCACUCUUUACUUUUACUUUUCCUAUCUCUAUGGACACGCUUGCUCGGUCUUCCCGGGAGCGGCACUGCCUCCGCGUUUCCUUUUGCAGGAGCGUGUGGCGAUUCUUUCACUUGUCCUCCCGCCAAGCGCAUUUCCUUCCUAGUC